AUGAUCGUGUCCAACGUGAGCCUGAGCGGCUGCGCGGAGGUCAACAGCGCUGUGUGCGCCGGAGCCGGGGAAGGGCACCUGGGGGGCGGAUCAUACCGGACCACCCUCACCCCGACGGGGAACCUGGUGGUGGCCGUGUGCCUGGGCUUCAUCGGCACUUUCGGACUUAUGAACAACCUGCUGGUGCUGCUGCUCUUCUGCCGCUACAAGAUGCUGCGGUCUCCCAUCAACCUGCUCCUGAUGAACAUUUCCAUCAGCGACCUGCUGGUGUGCGUACUGGGGACUCCGUUCAGCUUCGCGGCCAGCACGCAGGGAAGGUGGCUCAUAGGGGAAGGAGGAUGCGUGUGGUACGGCUUCGCCAACUCCCUGUUUGGCAUCGUGUCCCUGAUCUCGCUGGCUGUCCUCUCCUACGAGCGCUACAGCACCAUGAUGGCCCCCACUGAGGCCGACUCCUCCAACUACCGCAAGAUCUCCCUGGGCAUCGCCCUGUCCUGGGUCUACUCCCUCAUCUGGACGGUGCCGCCGCUCUUCGGCUGGAGCCACUACGGCCCCGAGGGCCCCGGGACCACCUGCUCCGUCGACUGGACGGCCAAGACGGCGAACAACAUAUCGUACAUCGUCUGUCUGUUUGUCUUCUGCCUCAUCGUGCCGUUCCUGGUGAUCGUGUUCUGCUACGGGAAGCUUCUGUGCGCCAUCAGACAGGUGAGCGGGAUCAAUGCGUCGAUGAGCAGGAGGCGUGAGCAGCGAGUCUUAUUCAUGGUGGUGAUCAUGGUGAUCUGCUACCUUUUGUGCUGGCUGCCCUACGGCACCAUGGCCCUGCUGGCCACCUUCGGACCGCCGGGCCUGGUCACGCCCGAGGCCAGCAUCAUCCCCUCGGUCCUGGCCAAAACCAGCACGGUCAUCAACCCGGUCAUCUACGUCUUCAUGAAUAAACAGUUUUACAGAUGUUUCCAGGCCCUGCUGCGCUGCGAGACUCCUCGACGGGGCUCCAGCCUGAGGAGCUCCUCCAAGGUCGCCACCAAGGCCAUGAGGGGCGCAGCAGUCACCGGUCCUCGCCGUUCCAAUGAUUUCCUAUUUAUGGUGGCCUCGUUGGGUCAACCUGCCGCCACGGUGCCCCAGCUGGGCCCCUCCUGUGAACCCACCAUUGAUAUCACCAAAGCCGCUUCUUCGGACAACAAACCUGUGGUAGUAUCACUAGUGGCCCACUUUGAUGGCUGA
This is a messenger RNA of Stegastes partitus (bicolor damselfish), 1218 nucleotides long. It is a transcript of the gene tmtopsa, whose product is annotated as teleost multiple tissue opsin a. NCBI's taxonomy places the organism in Eukaryota, Metazoa, Chordata, Actinopteri, Pomacentridae. The transcript is spliced from 4 exons. Gene Ontology annotation, cellular component: membrane. Gene Ontology annotation, biological process: G protein-coupled receptor signaling pathway; visual perception. The record is from RefSeq and is a predicted model, not a curated record. Gene Ontology annotation, molecular function: G protein-coupled receptor activity. The coding region runs from base 1 to 1218 and encodes 405 amino acids.